This is a messenger RNA of Glycine soja, 3217 nucleotides long. Its product is annotated as dnaJ homolog dnj-5-like. The record is from RefSeq and is a predicted model, not a curated record. The transcript is spliced from 9 exons. Bases 970 to 2655 code for a protein of 561 amino acids. NCBI's taxonomy places the organism in Eukaryota, Viridiplantae, Streptophyta, Magnoliopsida, Fabales, Fabaceae.
CAAAACAAUUCUCUCACUCCUCCUUCCACCCUUUACGAAACUUUUUGAAACUUUUUACAAACUCUCUCUUUAUCACAAGCAAUACGAGAGGAAUAAAAGUUACUCAUUAAACGAAAAAUCAAAAAGAGAAAGAAAAGCCAAGGUUUUCUCCCUCCUCUGCAAAAAAAAAAACCCAAUAACCCCUUCUUCUUCCCUUUUCCUCAUUCUCCGUCGGUGCUUCAGAGUCUCAACUUUGAUCUUCUCCUCAAAUGGCUCAUACCCUUUUGUUUUAGGGUUUCCAUGGUUACUGGGCCACCUUCAAGUUCGUUCCUUUCGGUGUUUUUCGCCCCCAUUCUGUAGUGCUAGGUCUUGAACCCGCUAAAGGGUCGUCGAGGCUGGAGUGAGUUGAAGUGGGAGCGUGGAAAACAGAAAAGGGGUGGUCGUCGCAUUAAAUUUGUCAAAAAGAGAGGGGUUUUAUCUUCUUAUUACUUUGUGUGUUUUUAUGUUUUUUGUGGGGCUUCUGUGAACAGUGGUUGCUUUUUGGAAGCUUAUUUUGGAAGCAAUUUACUCUUCCCCUUUUGAACGUGAUUGUAUUUAGUGCUCUCAUGGACUCUCACAAUGUUCUCUUUUGGUCUUAUCAAUAGUGGGGGUUGUGUUUUUUUUUUCUUCUUUCCCUUUUUUGAUGAGGAGCCAUUGGACUUGUGAAACCCGUGAAUUUGGUGGAUUUAUGUAGGGAGUUGGAGUAGCAGGCCUUAUUUAUUUCAUUUAUUUAGUGAAUUUUGGUAGAUCAGGGUGGUGGUUUGUUUAUGGAUGGCAUUGAUGAUUUAGGGUCACAAUGGUUUGGAUAUAUGGGGCAUUGGAUCGAUGGUGAUGGGAAUCAAUAGCAUUAGCCAUUUGUUAUUUUGUUAGGAAUGAUGAUAUGAGGUUCCAUUUGUAGUCAUAGGAGUGAGGUUUCACCAAGAUUCUGGGGAAUUUGAGGAGGCCUUGGUGAUGGAGGACAUAGGGUUGUUCAAGCAGUGUUGGCAAUGGUUUCGAUCGCAGAAGGACGCCGGCUGGCGUGCUCGAACCACAGUGACAUGGUGCAGAGAUAGGACUGCUGUGUUCAUUGAACGGCAUUGGCCUAUGGUGUGCAGGGGCUGCUCCAGAUUGGGGAGCUUACUGAGGUUGUCAGUGAUUUUCUGGAAGGACUCUGCUCUGAGGGGCUUUCAGUCCUUCAUUAGGUUUGGUCCAGUGAUGCUUCUGCUUAUAAUGUGGAGCUGCUUUCUGAGUCUGACUUCGAUGUAUUGCUUGGUUUACGUGCUUGUUAGCAUGGGUGUUGCUGGAGUAGCUGUCCAAUACUUGGGUUAUACUCCUGGGCUUUUUAUUGUGGGCCUUUUUGCCAUCCUUAUUUUGUGGAUGUAUGCUAACUUCUGGAUAACCGGGACAUUACUCGUAGUUGGAGGUUAUUUAUUCUCCCUAAAUCAUGCACGCCUGGUGGUAUUAAUUGGAACUAUAUAUGCUAUAUACUGUGUUCAAGUACGAGUGGGAUGGCUGGGUGUUUUUCUUGCUAUUAACCUUGCAUUCCUCUCUAAUGACAUUUUGAAUUUUCUGCUCCAAUGGUUUGAUAAUGUGAGUGAGAGUUCACAUUCUGAAGAGCAAAAGCAAUCAGAAACAAUUGUGGAAGAUGAUUUCUCUGAAGAGUGUGAAUAUCCUAUCCCUACUGAUGAAUCUGAGAAUUUGCAUUCAUGUAAAUCAUCCAGUAAACCUGCUGUUACCACAGCAGUUGUUGAUAAUAAGAAAGAACUUUCUGUUAACAAAGUUGUUAAAGAGCAAAUAACAACAACAACAACAACAAGCUCGGUUGAUGAAAUGAAAAGGAUCCUCAAGAGUCUGAAUCAUUAUGAUGCCCUUGGAUUUAGCCGCCACAAGAAGAUUGAUGCCGCUGUUUUGAAAAAGGAAUACAGGAAAAAGGCUAUGCUUGUUCAUCCUGAUAAAAAUAUGGGCAGUUCUUUGGCAAGUGAGUCAUUUAAGAAGCUUCAGUGCGCAUACGAGGUUCUUUCUGACUCCGUAAAGAAGCGAGACUAUGAUGAGCAAUUAAGAAAAGAAGAAUCCAUGGCUAAGAGUGUCUGCCAGAGAUCCCAUAGUAGUUCACAUCAGGAUAAUGCUGAUUAUCGUUCUGAAGAAUCCAGACGAAUACAGUGCACCAAGUGUGGGAAUUCACAUAUUUGGGUAUGCACCAACAGGAACAAGGCCAAAGCAAGAUGGUGUCAGGACUGCUGUCAGUUUCAUCAAGCCAAGGAUGGAGAUGGAUGGGUUGAAUAUAAAGGGUCUUUGGUUUUUGACAGGCCCCAAAAGGUGGAGAUUCCACGUGCUUUUGUUUGUGCCGAGAGCAAAAUUUUUGAUGUGUCAGAAUGGGCUAUAUGUCAGGGAAUGGCUUGCAGGCCAAAUACCCAUCGACCGAGUUUCCAUGUAAACAUGGUUGGCUUGGAGAAAAGCCAACGUUGCAACUCGAGUAGAUUCCCGUGGGAUUUUGAUGCUGAAAUGAUGGAUGAAGAUGAAGAGGCAUUUGACCUGUGGCUUGAGCAGGCUCUGGCAUCUGGUCUCUUCUGCGAGACCUCUAAACGCAGGAAGAGUUGGAGUCCAUUCAAAUUGCAUCAAAAGAAAGGGAAGAAGCAAUGGAGAAGAACAUCGUGCUGAAGCUUGAAGUCUGUUGGGAAAAUUCAUAUUUCAUUGCAUGUCCUCAAGGGAUUGAUGGAGUUAAACAUUUUGUAUAAGAAAAGUGAUGGAUGCAUUGCUGAUAUCAAAACAAGUAGCAAGGACUAGCAACACUCAAAAAGAUGCCUUAUCAAAGAUAGAUGAGAGCCAUGGGUUAAAUUAUGAGAAGAGAACCAAGGUUGGCAAGUUACUUAACCACAUCCCAUAUAUGUACUAAGGUAUUAGAAGUUCAAAAGAACCUUGGUUUCUAGGUUUUUCCCUCAUUGCUCAUUUGCUCGUUCAGGUUUACAGAAUCCAGCAUGAGCUGGUUGACAUGGAUCUGUGGCUUAGUGUAUUCUUGUUACAUUCAUUAGAAGGUGGGUUUUUUUAGGGUUACCAAGGAAAGGACUCCUACUUUUGGUCCUUUGUACAUACGGCAAAUAAAAAUUUCUCAUUUGGUAAAUGACUACUUGAUUAUCAGCAUUCAUUUUAGAACCAUGUAACAUCCAUGACUUUGAAAAAAGAAAAAAAGAAAUUUUUUCUUAAUUUUAAUCCUUGGAGCUAA